AUGCAGGGACUGCAUUAGGAAUCAUUUAAUUCUCCUUCCUCUUCUCACAUCUCUGACGACUACAUAAAAUCAAGUGACACAUUAGAAACCUUUAGUAAUUCUUUAUUCAACAAUGAAUUAGAAUGUAAUUCGACACCGAAAGUAAUCUAUUGUAUUCUAUCAAAGGCUAAAAAAUAUUCGACUAUCCCAAUCAAAAAGAAAAUCAAUAAAGAAUUAGUUUUUAAUAUUAAACAUAAUAGUGGUCAUUGGACACCUGAAGAACAUUAGACAUAUGAAGAAUUUCUUGAAAAACAUCAUGCUACAACUAUGUAAAAUUAAUAAAAUAGAAAAAAUAAUAAAAUCUUUAAAUUGAUGUCUGAAAUAAUUGGAACACGUUCCCCUUCUUAAUGCAGGUAUAUAAAACAGAUUUUAAAUAAAUAGGUCUCAUCAUUAAAAAUUUAAUCCUUACACACCGGCUGGUUAGAAAAGAAUAAAGAAAAAUAAAAAAAAAAUGAGUAUCAAAAAAAAUUAUAAUAUUAGAUAUUGACACUCAAAUUUCUUUGCAUAAUCCAAGUUAAUUUUUACAGCAUUUCACUCCAGAACUACGACCUAAUCAAGGUUUUAAUCAUAAUUGACCUUAGAACUUCUUCCAAGCAUUUAAGAUCAAGACGAACAUUAAGGAUAUCUUUGUGAUGAAUCCCAAAGACUCAGAAUUCGAAGAUAUUCACUUGAUAAUCUUGAAGAUAGUUACCAUUUCAAUAUUCCUCAUAACAAUUAAUUUUUUAAUGAAUUUUUUUAUGAUUGA
Paramecium pentaurelia is the source of this 784-nucleotide messenger RNA. The record is from the annotation of a GenBank genome assembly. Lineage: Eukaryota; Ciliophora; Oligohymenophorea; Peniculida; Parameciidae.